Anopheles marshallii is the source of this 11805-nucleotide messenger RNA. It is a transcript of the gene Dhc62B, whose product is annotated as dynein axonemal heavy chain 12. Lineage: Eukaryota; Metazoa; Arthropoda; Insecta; Diptera; Culicidae. The transcript is spliced from 8 exons. Gene Ontology annotation, cellular component: dynein complex. Gene Ontology annotation, molecular function: ATP hydrolysis activity; dynein light intermediate chain binding; minus-end-directed microtubule motor activity. The record is from RefSeq and is a predicted model, not a curated record. The coding region runs from base 1 to 11805 and encodes 3934 amino acids. Gene Ontology annotation, biological process: microtubule-based movement.
AUGAGUAAACGAUUAGCAAAACUUCACAAACCUUGCGAUAAGCUGGACAAGUAUGACAAUGAGCCAUACAUGCAGAAUCCGCUGCUGAAGUUGUUUCUAUCCGAGGUGAAGGAGCGGCGCCAUUACAGCUUCAUUCGUCGAAAAGCGGCUCAGGAAAAAAUAAAGAUCUGCCGAAGCACAACGGUCGACUUCGAGGAUGUGAUACCACGGCCACAGUCCUACUAUGAGGAGAAGCUACGUGAGCAUGCUCGUCGUGCGCCAGUUCCAAAAAUGUUGACCAGAACGGAAGACAAGAUUCUAUCGUACGUACCGAAGCGCCUGCAAGCACAGUAUCCCACAGUGCUGGCGGCCUACAUGACGGACGUGCACGCGGAGUUCGACAAGGUGAUGAAGGCGUACAGUUGCCAGAAGGUUCUCAAACCUGGCCCAAAUGAUUACGUGCCGGAGAGAGAAAAGUUUGAAUUCAAGCGCGUUGGUCGAACGGAAAACUUUCGCAACUAUCUGCGAAGCAAGGCGUACAUACAGAAGAAUCUUCUGCUGCCGAAUCCUUUUGUACGGUGCAUUGUCCAUUAUGCAUACACGGAUUUGCCAGAGUAUUUGAAUGAUUACGCUCGCUAUCGCACGGGAGAGGAGAUAACGCUGAACGAACUUCGUGAUCUGAUCAAGAAGGAUCUGCAGGCGGUUGGAAGCUUGAUUGCUGGCCAAUGGUACCCGAAGAUUGUGGCGAUCUUGAAGAAGCACUACGAGCGACGUACGCUUCCAAAGUCCAUGUGGCCGAAGGUACUGAACUGUGCCGGUGGGUUAAUCAACCGAAAAUUGAAUGAGGCAAAGUUGCGUACGAUUCAACAUCUGCGUGCGACGCUUCUCAAUGUGCGUCAAAUACCACAGAUGAAGAUUCUAGCAAUCUGUGACGAUGGAAUCGACCUGUUUCCCAGUCUUAACGAUAUAUACAGUGUAUAUCAGAAUGCGAUUGAUGAUGUGAUGGCGGUCGCAAACCGGCUUGAUUGUCUCGAAAUUCUCGUCGAUCCGAAUGGCUUUGAACCUAAAAAUCCGCCCUAUCUACGCGUGGGAAUUGCUGAGCGAUGUGUUGAGGAAGCACACGAGCAGAUACAGGAGGCUUUGGUGAUCGCGUUCCAACCACUGGCUGAAUAUCUCAGUGGGUUUCAGAACGAAUUCGCCGGACUUCUCUGUCCAUCUACCAAGGAAGAGAUGGAAGACUUUUUGUCGGAGCCAAGGUCUUUCGAUGAGUACAUUGAGAAAAUAGAAGUAUUUCAGCAAUAUAAAGAAAAGAUCCGCGGAAUGGUACAGAAGGAAUACUUCCCGAUGGCGAUCGUGAAUCAAUCGGACGCGAUCGGUAGCUUGCGGAAGAUCGUCGAGCGGUAUAUCGAUCGUAUUGCAAACCACAUUGCAAUCGAGCAUCGCCGGGAGAUUCAACGAAUUUGCAAGGAAUUUGAGGAGAUUAAGGAAAAGGCACUCGAGAUUCCAACGUCUACCGAGCAGCUGAUGACGAACGGGGAGUACAUGACGCGUGUCAAGUCGGAAAUUAUCGAUGAGUUGCGAGAUAAAAUUCAGAUUACAAUGCGAAUUAAUGCAUAUCUGGUGGAGUUGUUGGAACUCCCAGCAGACCAGAUGGAGCUGCAAGUGGAGAGUGUCAACUGGUACUUUCGCAUACAGUCUGUGUUUGAGAUUAACUCGACCAAUUUCGAACAGUAUAAAUUUUCGUUUGAAGAGAAACUGCAGGAGGUUACGAAGCAACUGAAUGAGAAAAUGGAAGAAAUGAUACCGCACAUCGCCAUCAUUAAUGAUAUGACGGAGACGGAGAAGUUCCGGGAUUACAUUGUCGUCCUGCACGGUUACAUUGAUCAGAUAUUUGUGUUCGAGGAUUACGUCAAGUGGAUCAACAAGGAGGAAGUGUUGUUCAAGUUUCCAAAGUCUCAGUACGCGAUGCUGGAAGCGAUCAAAUCGUUUGUCGUUCCUUUUUAUAAGCUAAUCCGGCUUUGUAUGCGAUGGUUGCGAUACUAUAACGUAUGGAUGGAUGGACCUUUUGAAUAUCUGGAACCACACUUUGUCGAAUCCAAAACGGAUGAGUUUUUGAAGGAGUUCCAAAAAACACAGAAGUACUAUCGAAAUCGCAUCAAGGCCGACAUGUUGGAGAAUACACUGUGCAAGUUUAAGGGACAAACGGAAGAUCCAGAUCCAGAGAAACAUCCUUGCCCGCUGAAGCUGUGCGCCAGGAUGUCGCAAUCCAUUAAAGACUUCCACCUGGGAGUAUACGUGGUAAAGAUUAUGUGCAAUUCUGCGCUAAAGGAUCGUCACUGGGACGAAAUGUCCGAGAUAGCUGGAUUCGAUCUAACUCCGGACGCGGGAACGACAUUACGCAAAAUCAUCGACUACAAGUUGGACAAGGAUCUAGACAAGUUCGAAAUUAUUAGUAUCGGAGCGAAUAAGGAGUUGGCGUUGCAGCAAAGUUUGCAGGCAAUGAUUGCCGAAUGGGAAGACAUUAUGUUCAAACUCAAUCCGUUCAAAGAUACGGGUAUUAAUAUCUUAACCGGAUUGGACGAGAUCCAGGCGGUUCUGGAUGAUCACAUCAUGAAAACGCUCGCCAUGCGAGGCUCUGCGUUCGUAAAGCCUUGUGAAAAGGAAGUUAAGGAAUGGUAUCAAACGCUCACCAGAGUUAAUCGUACCAUCGAACAGUGGGGUAAAGUGCAGGGCAGCUGGUUGUAUCUGCUGCCUAUCUUCUCCUCAAAAGAUAUUGUGGCACAAAUGCCGAACGAGGGUCGGAUGUUUCAGCAGGUGGACAAAACGUACCGCAUGUACAUGAAGACGGUGGAAUCUAACCGCUCCGUGAUUGGAGUGGCCGCCGCCAAGGGUGUACAGGAAGCGAUGGAGCAAUCGAACGAUUUGUUGGAAGAAAUCACAAAUGGUGUGAACGAAUAUUUGGAGAAGAAGCGACUGUUUUUCCCUCGCUUCUUCUUUCUCUCUAAUGACGAGAUGUUGGAGAUUCUUUCCGAAACGAAGGAUCCGUUGCGAGUUCAGCCCCAUCUAAGCAAGUGCUUCGAAGGUAUCAAUCGGCUGGAGUUUGACGAUAGACUGGACAUUCGAUCAAUGUACAGCAUCGAGAAGGAACAGGUGCAGUUUGUUGAGCCAGUUUCGACGCUGGAAGCGAGGGGUAGCGUCGAGAAAUGGCUGUCGUGGGUUGAAGCGUCCAUGCUGGAAGCCAUUCGGUCGGAAAUCAACGCAUCCUACCGAGCGUAUCCGGAUAAAACGCGCUGCAAGUGGGCUCUCGAUUGGCCCGGCAUGGUGGUGCUCUGUGUGUCCCAAAUUUAUUGGGCUGCCAACAUCCACCAAUGCUUUCGAAAGCGCAAUAACACACUGAUACUGGACCUGUUCGAUCGCCUGCAGGUGGAGCUGAUGGACGUGGUGGCACUGAUGCGCUCGAAAGAUCUUUCCAAUCUGGAACGCGUCACCAUCAAGGCACUGAUCGUGAUCGAUGUGCACGCGAAGGACGUCGUGCAGGAGCUGAUCAGAAAUCGCGUCAGUUCGGAGAAUGAUUUUCAAUGGUUGGCCCAGCUUCGAUACUACUGGGAGGGUGAGGAGGCGGGCGUGACGGUGAAGAUCAUCAACGCGGCGGUACGGUUCGCCUGCGAGUACCUGGGCAAUUCUGACCGGCUUGUUAUCACUCCGCUGACUGAUCGCUGCUAUCGCACGCUCAUGGGUGCCUACCAGCUUCAUCUCAACGGCGCACCCGAAGGUCCGGCCGGUACCGGUAAAACGGAAACAACGAAAGAUUUAGCCAAAGCGCUUGCCGUGCAGUGCAAAGUGUUCAACUGUUCCGAUGGGCUCGACUAUAAGGCCAUGGGUAAGUUUUUCAAGGGUCUUGCUUCGUCCGGCGCUUGGGCUUGCUUUGAUGAGUUCAACCGAAUCGAGCUGGAGGUACUGUCAGUGGUGGCCCAACAGAUCCUUUGCAUCGUGCAAGCUGUCCGAGGAGGAGUGCAGCGGUUCAACUUUGAAGGCACAGAGCUAACGCUUAAUCCAGCGUGUUACGUAUGCAUCACGAUGAAUCCAGGGUAUGCUGGACGAUCCGAACUACCGGACAACCUGAAAGUGCUCUUCCGUACCGUUGCCAUGAUGGUACCGGACUAUGCGAUGAUCGGUGAAAUUUCGCUCUACUCAUUUGGGUUCACCAAUGCACGAACACUGGCAGUCAAAAUCGUCACUACGUAUCGACUGUGCUCGGAGCAGCUCUCUUCGCAAAACCACUACGACUACGGUAUGCGGGCGGUAAAGACCGUCUUACAAGCGUGUGGCAAUCUCAAGAAGGCGUUCCCGGACGAUGAUGAAGAAAUCAUUUUGCUGCGCUCCUUGCUGGACGUCAAUCUGCCCAAGUUCCUUGCAAAGGACAUCCCGCUGUUUGAGGGCAUCAUUUCCGAUCUGUUUCCAGGUGUCGAGCUGCCUCGAGCAGACUACGCUGCCCUCGAGCGAGCCUUCCGGGAGGUGUGCAGUGAGCUGAACCUCCAGCCGAGAGAUACCUUCCUCACGAAAGUGAUCCAAACCUACGAAAUGAUGAUCGUUCGCCACGGUUUCAUGAUGGUUGGUAAACCUUUUUCUGGUAAAUCAAUGACUCUACGUGUGCUGGCCGCUUGUCUGACUAAGCUUAAGUCUGCCAGGACUGGCAAUCCUUACUUCCAACGAGUCCAGCUCGAAGUAGUCAAUCCGAAGGCGAUCACAAUGGGCCAACUGUACGGUGCGUUUGAUCCAAUUUCUUACGAGUGGACAGAUGGUAUAGCGUCCACGAUAUUUCGUGGUCAUGCAAUGGACACAAGCCCCGAUCGCAAAUGGCUUGUGUUUGACGGACCGGUCGAUGCUGUGUGGAUCGAAAACAUGAACACGGUACUGGACGAUAACAAAAAGCUAUGUCUAACGUCUGGAGAAGUCAUUACAAUGUCUAGCGAUAUGUCCAUGAUUUUUGAGGUGAUGGACCUGGAACAGGCAUCGCCGGCUACUGUUUCUCGGUGUGGUAUGAUAUUUAUGGAACCUUCCAUAAUUGGGUGGGAAUCGUUCGUGGAAUCCUGGAUUGAACGGUGCAACAACAGCUGGACACACGACUGGCACGAUUUGCUGCUGGAACUUUUUCGUUGGCUAAUACCUGAUUGUCUAGAAUUUAUUCGCUGCCACGGUCACCAGUACUUGCAUCCGGGUGAUAUCAACCUGCUAAUGGCCACCAUGAACAUCUUCGAGAUGAUUAUCGAUGAAGCGUGCCACGAAAGUCCCGACGAGUACGGCAAGUACUUGUUCACGUGGUUUCAGGCCGCCAUGAUGUACGCCGUUGUCUGGGGAUUAGGUGGAGUGCUGGACAUGGAGUCCAAAGUCAAGUUCGACGAGUUCUAUCGAGAGAUUUGGAAAGGUACCGACGAGCAACAUCCGGUUCCAGAGGCGGUCGGAAAGAUCGAUGUUUCAAUGCCGGGCGAGGGUCUGAUCAUCGAUUAUGUGUAUCAUUUCAAGCAGAAAGGAUCUUGGCGCUACUAUCCGGAUAUGGUGCGGCAAAUGAAGAAUGAGGUUGGGUUUACAUUGCUCGUACCGACGCUCGAUUCCGUUCGCUAUAUGCACAUUCUGGACAUACACGUUAAGAACAAGAAACCCUUACUUUUGGUCGGCCCUACUGGAACUGGCAAGACAUACUACAUUCAAAAUUACAUGAUGAGCAAAAUGGAACAGGACAAGUGUCUGCCCACGUUCAUUACCUUCACAACCCAAAUCACUGCGAACCAAACGCAGGACUUGAUCAUUUCAAAGUUGAUCAAGAAAAAGCGCGGCAUUUAUGGGCCACCGAAUGGUAAGACUUGUGUCCUGUUUAUCGAUGACAUAAACAUGCCGGUGAAGGAAGUAUACGGAGCACAACCACCAAUCGAGUUGAUGAGACAGUAUUUUGAUCAAACACAUUGGUACGAUCUGAAGGAUACGUCAAAGGUGUACUUGAAGAAUAUUUUGCUAAUGGCCGCAUGUGGUUUAGUCGGUGGUAGUCGACAGGAUGUGUAUGAGCGUUUCCUCUGCCACUUCAAUAUCUUUGCGAUCAGUAAUUUUAACGACGAAACGAUGUUCAAGAUCUUUUCCGCUAUCCUUCUGGAUAUCUACAAGCGGGGAAGCCACACAGCGGAUGUAAUCAACAUGGUAAACAUGAUCGUCAAUGCAACGCUCGAUACGUAUCAGUUCGCUUGUGCGAAGCUGUUACCCACUCCGGCGAAAUCACACUACAUCUUCAAUCUGCGAGAUGUGCUGCGUGUUAUAAGCGGUUGCGCAAUGCUGAAGCGAGAAUCCGUGGAGAGCAAAAAAAUCUUCCCCAAGCUGUGGCUGCAUGAGUCCAUGCGCAUAUUCUACGACCGGCUUGUGAACGAAACCGAUCGGAUCUUUGUGUUCGACAAGCUGCUGCAGAACAUGAAAACAUUCUUCAAGGAAAAACCGGAAACAUUGCUGCCGGAACUGUUCGAUGAGCGCACCGGGCAGGUGCAGAUGAGCAGCUUAAACAAUCUCAUGUUCGGUAGCUACUUUGAUGCCGAUGCAGAAAUGGAAGAUCGCAAGUAUGAAGAAACGCAGCACGUGGAGCAGUUUCGAGAUCUUGCCGGGAAGGCACUGAUCGAGUACAACAGCUCGCAAAAAUCGAAAAUGGAUAUCGUGCUAUUCCAGUACGCUCUACAGCACCUAAACAAGGUGUGUCGCGUAAUCUCAAUGCCCGGUGGUAGCUCGCUGUUGAUCGGUAUGGGCGGAUCAGGUCGUCAAUCGUUGACCAAACUAGCGGCACAGAUAUGCGGCCAGUCUCUCUUCCAACCUGAAAUUACAAAAUUUUACGGAAUCAACGAAUGGCGCGAGGAUUUGAAGAAGGUGCUUAAAGAAGCGGGAGGGCUUGGACAUGAUACAGUGUUCCUGCUUACCGAGGCACAACUGCAGGAGGAAGCAUUCCUGCAGGAUAUUGACUGUCUGCUGAAUCUGGGCGAGGUUCCGAACAUAUUCGCCAUCGAUGAGAAGCAGGAGAUUCUCGAGAUGGUGCGUUUGGCGGCACAGGGUGGUAAUCGUAACCUAGACAUAUCCCCACUGGAGGUGUUCCAAUAUUUCGUGAACCGCUGUAAACAGAAGUUACACAUCGUGAUCUGCUUCAGCCCCAUCGGAGGAGCACUGAGGUCGCGAAUUCGUAUGUAUCCUUCGCUAGUAAAUUGUUGCACCAUCGAUUGGUUUGACGCGUGGCCGGAGGAUGCUUUGGAGAAGGUGGCCGACAAGUACAUGAAGGAACUGAACGUAUUGGCAGAGGUGAAAAAAUCGAUCGUUGUGCUGUGUAAACAUUUCCACGUCAUCGCGCGCGACGUGUCGGCAAAAUUCACUACGGAGACAGGCCGAAUAAUUUACAUUACCUCUGCGUCGUACCUGGAGUUGAUCAAAUCGUUCCGCAAUCUCACCCAAAAACAUCAGACGGACAUUAUGAAUAACAAGCUGCGCUAUCUCGGUGGGUUAGAUCGGCUCAGUGCCGCCUCCGAUGCCGUCUCGAAGAUGCAAAUUGAACUGAACGCACUGCAACCAACACUGAUCGUGAUGGCGGAAAACUCGCGCAAGAUGACGGAAGAAAUCGAAAAAGAAUCGCUCGAAGCAACUGCCGCCACGGAGCAGGUUAAAAAGGAUGAAGUUGUAGCGAAUGUGCAGGCAGCUGAAGCACAGGUACUCAAAGCGGAUUGUGAAAAAGAUCUAGCCGGUGCUAUACCAAUCCUGGAGGAAGCGAUACAGGCACUAAACACACUUAAACCUACCGAUAUUACGUUGGUGAAAUCGAUGAAAAAUCCACCGGAGGUGGUUAAGCUCGUAAUGGCGGCCGUGUGCGUGAUGAAAGGCAUUGCACCGGACAAAGUGGCCGAUCCGGCAACGGGCAAAAAGAUGCUCGAUUACUGGGGACCCAGCAAGCGGCUGCUAGGAGAUUUAGCUUUUCUGCAAACUCUGAAGGACUUCGACAAGGACAACAUCAAUCCGGACACUAUGCGCAAGAUUCGCAAGGACUUUAUUCCGCACAAAGACUUCCAGCCACACAUCGUGGCUAAAGCUUCCAGUGCGGCUGAAGGUUUGUGCAAGUGGAUCAUCGCAAUGGAUCUGUACGAUGCAGUCGCCAAGAUCGUCGCACCAAAGAAGGAAAAACUGAAGCAAGCCGAAAAAGAGUACGCGGAAACGAUGGCAAUCCUGAACGAAAAACGUUUACUCGCGGCAAACCUAGAGCGCCGGGUGGCCGAGCUGAACGAUAAUCUGGAGAUCGCGAACCGGAAGAAGCAAGAGGUAGAGGACGAGGUGCAGCUGUGCAAGGACAAGCUACAGCGGGCGGAAACAUUGAUCGGUGGGUUAGGUGGCGAAAAGACACGCUGGAUUGCAUCGGCCGAGAAUCUGCAACGGUUGUACGACAGUCUAGCGGGUGACAUACUGGUCUCAAGUGGAGUCAUUGCCUAUUUGGCUCCCUUGACGGCAUCGUACAGGAAUCAGUGCAUCGUCGAAUGGCACGAUUUGUGCGUUGCCAACAGCAUUCCCUGCUCGCCCGAAUACAGUCUGAUGGAAGUUCUCGGUUCGAAGAUAAAGAUCCAAAACUGGAACAUUGCCGGUCUGCCGACGGAUGCAUUCUCCACGGAGAAUGCCAUCAUCAUGGAUAGUUCUUCGCGCUACAGUUUAUUUAUUGACCCACAGCUGCAGGCAAACAAGUGGAUCCGCAACAUGGAGCGAAAUAAUCAUCUAGUGGUGGUUAAGUUUACCCAGUCCGACUACAUGAAAAAGAUUGAAGGGUGCAUCGAACAGGGGUAUCCGGUGCUGGUGGAGAAUGUGUUUGAAGAACUGGAGGCACCGCUGGAUCCGCUGCUCAAUAAGAAUACCUUCGUUCAGGGAGGUGUAGACUACAUAACACUUGGCGAGAAUGUUAUUGCCUUAUCUCCGAAAUUUCGACUGUACCUUACAUCGAGCCUGCGCAAUCCGCACUAUCUGCCUGAGGUGUACAAUAAGGUGACGGUGAUUAACUUCGCUCUCACAAUCCAGGGUCUAGAGGAUCAACUGCUAGGUAUUGUAGUGGCAAAGGAGCGCCCUGAUUUGCAAGAACUACGCCAAAGCUUAAUUCUGCAGGGAGCCAAGAAUGUGGCCAUGCUGAAGGAUGUGGAAGAUAAGAUCCUAAAGACACUGUCGGAGUGCAAGGGUGACAUACUUGAGGACGAAAGCGCUAUCAAGAUUUUGGACGAUUCAAAACGUAUUUCCAGUGACAUCGUGAAGAAGCAGGAAGAUUCACGUGAAAUUGAGCAGAAGAUUGAGGCCUUCCGGCAGAGUUAUCGCCCGGUAGCGGUACAUUCGUCAACGCUCUACUACUGCAUCACAGAGCUUCCUAACGUGGAUCCAAUGUACCAAUUCUCGUUGGCAUGGUUCGUAAAUUUGUACAUCUAUUCCAUAGAAAAUGCGAACCGGACGAAGGAGCUAUACCGUCGAUUGAAGUACCUGAUGGACGCAGUAACGUUGAACCUGUACAAUAACGUAUGCAGGUCACUGUUCGAGAAAGAUAAGCUAUUGUUUUCCUUCAUACUCACGACAAAGAUCAUGAUCUCCUGCAAUCAGAUCAAUCAGCUGGAGUUUAAAUAUCUGCUCAGUGGAGGUGAAAAGGCGGACAUUGGGAUGCCUAAUCCGGAUGAUACGUGGAUCACGGUAAAAUUAUGGGAAGACGUUUGCCGUCUCGAGCAAUUACCCGAUUUCGCUGGCUUCGUCAAGAGUUUUGCGGCUAAUCAGUCCCAGUGGCGAGAGUACUAUGAUGCAGAGGAACCGCAGUUAAUCAAACUGCCCGCUCCGUGGGACGAAAAAACGAAUCGUUUUGAGAAGCUGAUCGUGUUGAAAACGAUACGGCCCGAUAAGUUCGUCCUGGCUAUCACAGAGUUUGUUGCAUCGGAAAUGGGGCCACCGUAUGUCGCACCACCGCCGUUCGACAUUUCCCGAUCGUUCGAAGACUCCAACUGUCUAACGCCAUUGAUUUUCAUUCUCUCCCCGGGAGCGGAUCCCAUGAACGCGCUAUUGUUGUACGCAGAGAAAAUGGGUUUUGACGAGACGUUCCAGUCGAUUUCGCUCGGACAAGGGCAGGGCCCGAUAGCGCAACGCAUUAUUGAGCGUGCACAAGACGAAGGAAGCUGGGUGUGUUUGCAGAAUUGUCAUCUGGCUGCUUCUUGGAUGCCCACCCUGGAAUACCUGUGGGAGAACAUGGAUCACUACAACACAACGACGUCUUUCCGGCUGUGGCUGACGAGCUAUCCGUCUGAGCAGUUUCCCGCAAGCAUUCUACAGAAUGGCAUCAAGAUGACGAAUGAACCACCAACUGGGUUACAGCAAAAUCUACUCCGUUCCUAUCAUUCUGAGCCGAUGAAUGACGACGCAUUCUACACUGGUUGUCCGGGAAAGGACCGUGCCUUCUCGAAGCUGCUAUUCGGCGUGUGUUUCUUCCACGCGGUCGUACAGGAAAGGCGAAAGUUUGGUCCACUGGGAUGGAACAUUUCCUACGGGUUCAACGAGUCCGACUUUCAGAUUUCCGUUUUGCAGCUGCAACUCUUUAUCAACCAGUACGAGGACAUACCUUUCGAGGCCAUUACAUACCUUACCGGUGAGUGCAAUUACGGUGGACGCGUAACGGAUGCAUGGGAUCGCCGAGCAAUCGUAACUAUCCUUGAGGACUACGUCAACGACCAGGUGGUGAGCGAUCCCAACUAUCGGUUGUCGGCCUUGGGUGACUGCUAUGGAAUUCCGUUGCGAAAUGAACAUCGAGAAUAUUUGUCACACAUCGCCAACAACAUUCCAAACUUUCCCAGCCCGCUCGUGUACGGAUUGCAUCCCAACGCGGGCAUUACGAGAGAUCUGACCGCGUCUCGAAUCUUGAUCGAUUCCAUGAUCCUCACGCAAGGUGGCACAUCUGGUGGCAGUGAUACGGAGGUGGAAAAGCAAGUUUUGGCCACGGUUGAUGAGAUCUACAGCCUGCUGCCAGAUGACUUCAAUGUCGAAGCGGUAAAACGACGCUACCCGGUGGACUAUAACGAAUCGAUGAACACUGUGCUCGUACAGGAGAUGGAACGUUUCAACGCUUUGCUGCGCGAGAUCCGAUCAAGUUGCGUCAAUCUAAAGAAAGGUAUCGCUGGCUUGAUAGCACUAACGCCACAGCUUGAGGCUGUGUUUGUCGCUAUUCAUCAUCGUCGUAUUCCAGCAUCCUGGAUGAAAAAAUCUUACCCCAGCCUGAAGCCGGUCGGCGCGUAUGUGGUGGAUUUCCGAGAGCGACUUGAUUUCCUACAUCGCUGGUACAACGAGGGCAAACCCAACGUAUUUUGGUUGUCUGGGUUUUAUUUCACGCAGGCAUUCUUAACCGCUGCAAUGCAAAAUUACGCACGUCAUCAUCGAAUUCCAAUCGAUAUGUUAACAUACGAUUUCUAUGUAUCGAGAGAACCUUGCGCGAACAAGGCUCCUGAUGACGGAGUGUACGUAAACGGGUUGUUCCUGGAAGGUGCACGGUGGGAUGUUGCUAAGAGUUGUCUGGAGGAACAGCUCCCCAAGAUGCUGGUCGACACAAUGCCCGUUAUUCAUCUGUUUCCAACGAAAAUAGUCGAAUUGCAGGAAGGUUCCCGCUACAAAUGUCCGGUGUACAAGACGGCUGAACGAAAGGGCACACUAUCGACCACCGGUCACUCAACCAACUACGUUCUGCCGGUGCUGCUGGGUACAACACUUCCCGCUAAUCUCUGGGUUAAGCGUAGUGUGGCGUUGCUCUGCCAAACUUCUGAUUAG